AUGUUGGCAAAGAAUAAGAAGAUGGUUUAUAAUCAAACUUAUAUAAAGGGAACUCAAGCAGAGAGGUUAGCUCUCCACGAGUGGUAUAAUGAAGAUGUGAAUAAUGGAGUUGGAUGUAGAAGUUUGGUUUUGAUAGUACACGGUUACAGUGACCAUAUGGGUCGUCAAUAUGAAAUGGCUCACAAUCUGGUGGAGGCGAAUACCGACGUGAUUGCAUUUGGCAUCGAUUGUCACGGCCAUGGGAUGUCCGAUUGUGAACGUGUUCUCAUCAAGGACUUUGAUUUGUGUAUCAACGACUUACAUCUAGCAGUCAUCCACAUGAAAGAGCGCCAUUCUCUACCCGAGAACAUCGGAGUCACCCUAAUUGGCCAUUCAAUGGGUGGAAUGAUCUCCGUUCUCUACUAUCAAAAGUUCAAGAACGCAGACAAUAUCCUGUCGCUCGUCUUGGUGGCACCGCUACUUGGUCGCGAGCACAAGAUUCUCGAACUAAACAAACUCGACGUCCAGCCAGAGGCACCGUUUUCACCUGACGUGGCAUCGCGCAACGGCAACAUCAUCGAGGAAAUCAAAGCGGAUCCUCUCUUUUACAAGGGUCCCUUCAAGAAGGCAACACUCGCUGCCAUGGUCAAGUCACUCACCUAUAUCGAAAACCACGUGAGUCUCAAUGAUGUUCCAGUGGCGUGGGUUCAUGGCGACGACGAUCAGCUGCUCCUCAUUGAACACUCAAAGCACGGACUCGACCACAUCAAACAGAAUCAUUACGAAUCGCUUAUUUUUAAAGGUGCAAGACACGAUCUCUAUCAUGAAACUAAUAAACAAGAGAUAUUUGAUUCGAUAAGUGAUUAUGUUGAAAGAAUGAAAUAA
Heterostelium album PN500 is the source of this 864-nucleotide messenger RNA. RefSeq lists its product as uncharacterized. Gene Ontology annotation, cellular component: membrane. Bases 1 to 864 code for a protein of 287 amino acids. The record is from RefSeq and is a predicted model, not a curated record. NCBI's taxonomy places the organism in Eukaryota, Evosea, Eumycetozoa, Acytosteliales, Acytosteliaceae. Gene Ontology annotation, molecular function: lipase activity. The transcript is spliced from 2 exons.